Molecule: messenger RNA, 1888 nt
Organism: Suricata suricatta (meerkat)
Lineage: Eukaryota; Metazoa; Chordata; Mammalia; Carnivora; Herpestidae
Gene: UNG
Product: uracil DNA glycosylase
Exons: 7
Coding region: 52-993 (313 amino acids)
Biological process (GO): base-excision repair, AP site formation via deaminated base removal; base-excision repair
Cellular component (GO): mitochondrion; nucleus
Molecular function (GO): uracil DNA N-glycosylase activity
Source: RefSeq, a predicted model, not a curated record
ACACCGCGGGGUCCCGGGCGGCGCGCGCUCACUAUCCUCCUCGGCUCCGGGAUGAUUGGCCAGAAGACCCUCUACUCCUUCUUCACCCCGAACCCCGCCGGGAAACGACGUGCCCGCAGCCCCGAGCCGGUCGACCCCGGGACCGGCGUGGCGGCGGUAGCUGAGGAGAGCGGGGAUGCGGCGGCCAGCCCCGCCAAGAAGGCCCGGGCCGGGCAGGAGGACCCCAGCACGCCGCCCACCUCGCCGCUGAGCCCCGAACAGUUGGUCCGCAUCCAGAGGAACAAGGCCGCCGCCCUGCUCAGGCUCGCCGCGCGCAACGUGCCGGUGGGUUUCGGGGAGAGUUGGAAGAAGCAGCUCAGCGCAGAGUUUGGGAAACCGUAUUUCAUAAAGCUCAUGGGAUUUGUUGCAGAAGAAAGAAAACAUUACACUGUUUAUCCACCCCCACACCAAGUCUUCACCUGGACCCAAAUGUGUGACAUAAGACAAGUGAAGGUUGUCAUCCUGGGACAGGAUCCAUACCACGGACCCAAUCAAGCCCACGGGCUCUGCUUCAGCGUUCAAAGGCCCGUUCCACCGCCACCCAGUUUGGAAAACAUUUAUAAAGAGCUGUCUACAGACAUAGAUGGUUUUGUGCAUCCUGGUCACGGAGAUUUAUCUGGAUGGGCCAAACAAGGUGUUCUCCUACUCAACGCAGUCCUCACCGUCCGGGCACAUCAGCCUAAUUCGCAUAAGGAGAGAGGGUGGGAGCAGUUUACCGACUCGGUCGUGUCCUGGCUAAAUCAGAACUCCAGCGGCCUGGUCUUCCUGCUGUGGGGCUCAUAUGCCCAGAAGAAGGGCAGUGCCAUCGAUAGGAAACGCCACCACGUGCUGCAGACUGCUCACCCCUCCCCACUGUCGGUGUACAGGGGCUUCUUUGGAUGUAGACACUUCUCUAGAACCAAUGAGUUGCUGCAGAAGUCUGGCAAGGAGCCCAUCAACUGGAAGGAUCUGUGACCCUGAACUGGGGCAGGUGGCUGUCCCCAGGCGGUUUUCUGGAAGCGGCUAUUGGAGUUAUUUUGCCAAGAGUGGCAGCAAAGGCUGUACCCUGGGACCCCGUGUCUUUGCAACAUGGCUUUGGCCUAAAAUAUACUGUCACAGUAUUUGGGAGAGGGAGGAGGUCGAAUACUCCAGACUCCUCUCUCUGUCCCUGUUAGGGUAAAAGGGGACAGGGGACAGAGCACCUUUGGGUACAGCCCACUGCUACUUGUUUUUACCUGGCAGGUUAGACUUUAGGUUGUAAGGUAUUAGGUGUUUAUUUAGCAAGGCCCUCCUUUGCCCAGCUUGGCGUUCCCGUUCUUGGCCAAGUACACUGCUCCCUGGAGCCUCCUGCCAGCCCCAAGGCCCCUCCCUCCUUGGAGGAAACAGGACAAGCUGCAUGUGCCCAGGAAUUUGGGGCUGAAAAUGCCUGAUCUCCGAGCCUUCCCAGAUAGGGAGAGGGAAGUGAGCUGGGCCUUGUUUCUAGUCAUUCCCUGGGUGUUCCUAGGAAUAAACGGUGCAGGUUGAACUGGAAGAAAGAGAAAGGGGAGGUUUUUUUUUUUAAGAGAGGAAGUGCUUUUCUCAGAACCCUGGUGUCUCCUGAGUUAGGGGUUUUAAGGCAGCACAGACUGCUAAUUGCUGUUUUUUAUGGACUGAAAUCACAUGGAGAUUUUUUUUCCAACACUGGUGAAUUUUGCUGUUUUACUUCUGCAGAUGUAUAUGUGUAUAUAUUUUUUAAGCCUUUGUGGGGGAGACAAUCUUUUAUUAGGUCUGCACCUCUGUCCUACACCCUGUUAGAGAUGCUGUUGAUAUGUUAGUGUUGGGGGAGGUUAGCCCCGAGUGAGUUUGGAAAUAAAAAGAUUGUUUCACUCCA